Ceraceosorus bombacis is the source of this 338-nucleotide messenger RNA. NCBI's taxonomy places the organism in Eukaryota, Fungi, Basidiomycota, Exobasidiomycetes, Ceraceosorales, Ceraceosoraceae. The record is from the annotation of a GenBank genome assembly.
ACGAGGGGCGAUGACGCCAGAAUUCAAGCAGGCUCCUCGUAGACCUAUUGCCAAUGGACUUCGUGUCUGGCGAUACGCUCGAGAUGGCCCUGCUGUUCCGUGUCCGAAGCGAGGCUGUGGAUGUCAAGGCAAGGCAAAUUGCAAGCAGCAAGAGCUCAUUCGUACCAUGCUCGAGUCCACAGUCCAGAUUUCGUGUGUGCGAGAGAGUGUAUAAUGGUGAUCAGCAGGGAGUUGGUGUCUCGCAUACCUCGCCCCCCGUAGGCGCUUGCUAUGCUGCUGUAUGAUGUCAGAAUGAAUGAGGUUGGGGAGUGUCAAAGCGACACCUGGUGGAUUGGUGA